UCCAACUUCUAACGUUAGAUAUGAACAUUAAGCUGCUUUACAAUGAUUUACCCAUUUAGAGCAAAUUUUUUUUUACAUGAGCUAUUCAGCGUAAGUGCCUUGCUUGUAUAACAGCAGAAGUGGGGAUUUUUGAACUCCGACCACUCAACUGCAAGGUAACAGUUCUAACCAGUACACUGCCUACAGCUCCAAAGUGUGGAAAAACGACACAGAAGGGCCAGCACUACAUUUAGGAGGUUCCCAGUGAUGCUCUGCUGAUGGAGUCUCCUGCUUGUACCUGAUGACUGCGGAACAUUGGCCCCAUGCUAACGCACCAAUUUACAGGAGGCCAGCUGCCAUGCCCCUGUCAUCUCCAGUGUAUUUUUCCUCCCUGAUGUCCUGGCUAUGGGCCCCUGGACUGUCACCGAAAACAAAAUCAAGCCAAAUGUGCAAGAGGUUUUUGUAUGCAAUGAACACCCAGGUCUACAGCCACAGCCGCCUGCUGGUGCUGGUGCUGAUGCCCCCUCUUCUCCUGUCCCUCCUAGCUCUCCUGCUGGAACAUCUAUAAUUUGUGACAAUACAGCCACUUAAAGAGACACUGGAGUCCAUCCUCAUCAACAUCACGGGAGGAAAGAGUGCAGCAAACCAAAGGAGAAAUGAGCGGAGAGAUGCGUACGUGUAGGACGUGAUGUCUGGAACCGCAACCUGACCAUGCAGGAUGGGGAUCUGGAGAGGCAGCUGGCCACCAAAGAGAAGGAGUACAAGGAGCUGCAGUCCCUGCGCACCCAGCAGCUGGAAGGGGCAUUGCGAGAUGCCCAGGCUCAGCUCUCUGCAGAGAGGGCCCGCUUUCUGCAGCUCAGGGAGGACUUCCAGUUCAACCUGCGAGUGCUGGAGGAGCGCGACCGGGAGCUGGAGCGUUACGACGCCGUGGCUGCCCACCUCCAGGUUGCAGAGAGUGCUGGGCAGGCAGAGGCCAGCGAGCUGCGCAUCCAGAUCGACAAGCUGCGGCAGGCGCUGGUCGCUGAGGCCCAGAGGCGUGAGGAGCUGCGGAGGGAACACAAGCAGAGGCUUGCAGAGCACCGGCUGCAGCUGGAGAGGGUGCACAGUGUGAAGGAGCGUGAGAUUGAGAAGCACAGAGAGGAGUAUGAAGCCCUGAAGCGGGAGCUGGAGCGCAGGAUCCAGGAGGUAGAAGGGGAGUUAGCCCUGCAGAAGCAGGAACUUAUAUCUGAGUUUGAUACUGAGCUAAAACGCCGGGAGCACGAGUUCAACCUGAGGAGGGAUGAAAUGAGCAAUACUAUCCUCUCCCUUGAGCUUAAGGUGAAGCUACUGAACAAGGAAUUGGAGGUGCACAGCCAAGUAGCGGACACCCUGCAGGCUUCCGAGGAACUGUACAGUGAGGCUCAGAAGGAGAUCAAGCGCAGAGAGUGGGAGAUCAAGGACAUUUCUGCUGUCAAGGAUGCCCGAAUAAAGGAGCUUGAAGACAAACUAAGUUUGAUGGAGGCCUGUCAUAUAAAGGAGGAGGAAAUCUACAACAGAAAGCACGAAGAGUUGGACCGCCGUGUACGGGAACGGGAAUCUGCCUUGGAGGCCUUGAGGGAAGUGCACAGCCAGCAGCUCCGCCAGUCUGAGGCCCAGAGUCGGGAGCUGCAGGUGCAGCUGGACACCCUGCAAUCAGACAAGCGCAGAAUGGAGUUGAGCCACGCAGACUCUUUAAGAGUGAAAGAGGAGCAGCUAGAGAAGCUGCGUACAGAGCUGGAGACCACUCGAACUGGCUGGGACACUUACAUCCAGCAGGUCUCAAGGGAAACUGUCUCCAGGGAUGUGGAACUGCACUCGCAUAGUGAGCGGGAGGCCAAGCUGAGGGCUGAGUUGCAGAGGUACCGGGAAGACAUAGAAAGACACAGGGAACAGCUGGCCAGUGCGGUGAAAAGGGAGCAGGCACUGGAGCAGGCUCGUGCACAGGCUGAGCUGGACUGGCAGCGGCGCUGUGAGGAUGCCCAGGCUGCCCACUUCCGUCGUAGUGAAGAAAUCAUCUGCAGUCUGACACAGGCCAGAGACCAGGCCACGGCUGAGCUACGUGAGAAGGAGCGAGAACUGGGGGACAUGGCUGCUUUACUGCGCAGUGUGACAAUGGAGAGAGACCAGGCUCUACAGAAAAUGCAGGGCCUCGCUGGCAGAGAUAUAACAGGUCUUGGGACCGCUUCCAGUUUCCCAUCUGAAGAGAUUGAGCGCCUACAGCAGCAGAACAGCAACCUGCGCAGUGCCAUUGCAGUGAUGAGAAAGGAUAUGGAAAGUCUGAGUGCACAGCUUUCUGCAGGCCCAACUGGUCCUCCUUCCCUGCCUGUUACAGCAGAAAUGCCUAACCCAGGCAGUGCUGAAGCCAACACAGAGUACUGUCAUGCACUAGAGAAGGAGGUGAGGGAGCUGAAGGCCCGUAGCAGACACCUGGAGGAGCAGCUGGAAGAGGCUCUCAAGGCCCCCAGUGUCCUUGUGGCCCCUGGUCCAGUUCCAAGUCCUACUGCUACUCUCCCUGUCUCUGCUGACAAUGCAUAUCUCAAAAAUCACAUCUGCUGCCUCAAUGAAACCAUUGGUAGGCUGCGAGCAGAAAAGGUGUCCAUUGCUGCCACUUUGAGGAAACGGGAAGUGAGGGUGGCACAUCUGGAGUCCUCUCUGGGCCAGCUUAUACAGCAGUUGCAUGCAAAACACGUGGAUAGCGAUGAACUGCGAUUCGAGCUGGCCAAUCUGAGGAAGCGAGGAGCUGCAGAGGAGUCAGGGUUGAGGCAGCGAUUAUCCACUGUGGAAAUGGAGCUGGAAGAAGUAAGGCGGGAGGCUGAGGAGUACCAGAAAGGAAGCAUGCUGCAGAACCUGGAAGCUGUGGCCCUCAGCAAUCAAGUCUCUGCACUGAAGCUGGACAUUGCAAGUCGAAGGGAACCCAUUGUGAUUGAAGAGACUGCGGUCCUGCGGCAGCUCCGUGAGGAAAACCUGCACUUGCGGCAGCAGCUUGUGGACCAGGGUAGCGACGGCUACAGCAGCAAGGGACACAGGUCCGGCGACACCCUGCUCCAUUUCAAGCUCCGGCAGGCUGUGCGGUGCAUCUCUCAGCUUGCCCGGGACAAACAGCAGCUCAUUGAAAUGGGCAAUCGACUGCGAGCCCAACUGGCAGAAGCUGGUAUGGAAGCCAAGAAGCAGUUAGGGCCUGAGAACAGACCAGGGCUGUGCCGUGAUACACUUACCCCAGAGAUGCAGCAGAGUCACCUGUCCAUGCUGGAGCAGCUGCAGUACCAGCUCACCACACAAGAGCUACAGUUUGCCCAGCGAGAACCGCCUCAGAAGACCCAUGUAAUAAUGCAGUCACGCCACCCUGACAGUGACACUAGAGACAGACUUGUGGAUAGUGGAGCAGGGAACCACCGCACACAUGAGAGAGGCUGUGAGCAAACCAGAGACGAGAAAGAGAACAUGCUUCCAGAGCUCAGCCAAUUGGGGGCCUCCGUGCCGUUGCAGCCAGCAGCGUGUUGCUCCCUCGACCAAUCUCAUCCGCUGAUGUCAUCCACGGGCACAGACGGCUCCCUGCAGAACAUCUGGCAGAUGCUGGACAAGGGUUCAAGUCCUUCUGUCCUUGUGUCCAGUGACAGUGUUGAAAAAGGUGUGGAAUGUGAGCGGCCCAAAGGAGCCAAGCCCCACCCAAGGGACCUGAGUCCGGACAAGGAGGUAACAAUCAAAGGCACCAAAGUGCCUGUUCAGGAGAGGAAGAAAUCUGCAAAACCAGCUGUGAAACCCAUCUUAAAGGCCCCAAGUGCAAGGAAGGCUGUCAGUGUACGUAACUACAAUAUUAAGGACUGAUGUAUGUCUCAAAAUCUGGUUGGAAAAGUAAAUUGCGUGUCUUCCUCUGACUCAUCUUUUGUAAAGCGCACUUUAACUGUGUCUUGUAUGUCCUUUCUGUGCUAUAUAAUAUCUUCAUUUACUUUUCUAUAUCUUUCCACACUUUUAAAUUGUCCUUAUGACAUGUACAAACAUUUGGCAUCAUGAAUAUUUUGACUGACUGAAGUAUGUUUGCUUGAUUUAAAUAUAUACUGUUGAUAUUGUCUCAAAAUAUAAACUAGAUAAUUAUGCUGAACACCGACCAUCAGAGCUCAGUGUUUUUUAGGUGCUCCAUUUUCUCUUGACAGGUGGUAACAGGCAACAAGCUGUGGUAGUUUUGUCAUUCCUUCAUGUUAAGAUUGACUGUAUCACUCUGAAUGUCUGUAUAAAAUCCAUUACUGACAUUUUGUUUAAUGCAUUAAAUGAACCAUCUGUGUUUGGCUGGUGUGAGGAAAUGGCAUGGUUUAUUUCAGUUUACUUAGACUGUCUCCUCCCAUACCCAUUUGCACUAAAGUAACCCUGCUGUCUGCCUUUCCCAAUUGCAUCAGUAACAGCGGUUGCCGUGGAAACAAGUUCCUCCUAUUCUGAUGUCAUCACAUCACCCUAUCUCCUAGCAACUCCCUUGCAUUCACUGUGAUUGGACGAGCCUACACACCCCCGUACACUGAUUCGCUAAUAUUGUACCUGAUACGAAUAUUGUAGCGGCUGGAGGGCGGUACAAAAUGUGAUUACUACAUCCGCACUUCUCAAAGCCUAAUUUCUUCCGUUGUAUUUGCAAUGCCAAAAUAAGGUUAACUUUACGAAAACACCGUAAAUACUGAGCAGAGAGCGCAAAGACAAAAACAUAACUGCAGUUAAUCAUAUUUGAUUUUAAUGGAUUUUUUUCGCUAUGGGAGUAACGGGUGCUUUUCAAAUGUCAAUUUUUAGUAAUUUAUAAUACUAAAUUUAAAACAAAAUAAUGUUACCAGCCAGUGGUAUGAGCA
Molecule: messenger RNA, 4823 nt
Organism: Scleropages formosus (Asian bonytongue)
Lineage: Eukaryota; Metazoa; Chordata; Actinopteri; Osteoglossiformes; Osteoglossidae
Gene: ccdc57
Product: coiled-coil domain containing 57
Exons: 23
Coding region: 691-3822 (1043 amino acids)
Biological process (GO): microtubule nucleation; positive regulation of mitotic cell cycle; cilium assembly
Cellular component (GO): centriolar satellite; centriole; spindle microtubule
Source: RefSeq, a predicted model, not a curated record